Molecule: messenger RNA, 4246 nt
Organism: Stylophora pistillata
Lineage: Eukaryota; Metazoa; Cnidaria; Anthozoa; Scleractinia; Pocilloporidae
Product: gamma-aminobutyric acid receptor subunit beta-3
Biological process (GO): monoatomic ion transmembrane transport
Cellular component (GO): membrane
Molecular function (GO): extracellular ligand-gated monoatomic ion channel activity; transmembrane signaling receptor activity
Source: RefSeq, a predicted model, not a curated record
CGCGCAUAAGAUCUUCAAGACCUUAGAGUUUGUAGGUGAUGGGAGGUUUCCAAUACAUGGCUCUAGAAGGAAAGCCAGCGAUGUCGCACUUGUUCACAGUUGGAUUUCUCUCUUGUUUACAAUUAUCAGGUCUACUCAGCCAUGGCUUUGUGAUAAGAAAUACCUCUAGCACGGAGGAGAGCUCCACCUCAACGAGCAAACCACCAUUCACUAAGAUUGGGGAUCCUUUUGAGUCUAUGCUCAGCACAGCAAAGUCAACUAUAGACUUAGGAACACAAAGUCAUAAUAGGAGCGAAGAAAUAAAGCCAGCGAAUACACCGCCAUGGGAAUUCCAACUGAAGUACGAGGAGUUAGUGAUACCAGGAAGAAACGUUUCUGAUAUUCUUGAAAUUGUAUUUAAGAACUAUGACAAAAGGAUUCGUCCAUUUUAUGGAGUACAAACACUCCACGUCGAUUUGGACAUGUUAAUUCUGUCAUUUGGAGAGAUUAGUGAAACGAGCAUGGAUUUUGAGGUGGACUUAUACCUUGGCCAGUUUUGGCAAGAUCCACGAUUGGCUUUCGGUAUCAACAGAACAAUUAUCCUUGGGGGAAUAGCAUGCGAAAAGUUUUGGUUACCUGACACAUUUUUCCUCAAUUCCAUCGAUACAAGAAUACACAGGAUGGUUUUCGCCAACAAGAAAAUAUGGAUAAAUCUGAUUAACGGAAGCAUGAUGCUAAGUGCAAGGUUGGUAACAAAAAAUUCGUGCAAGUUGGACCUUAGGAACUACCCACUGGAUGAGCAGACUUGUCACCUAGCCUUUGAAAGUUUUUCGUAUGAGGAAAAAGACUUGAAAUACAAGUGGCGAUCUCCGGUGGAGAGUUCGAUCUUCAUUUAUGACAAUGAAAUGGCACAGUUCGAUAUCGUGAGCGCCACGAGAUAUCUAAAACAUGCAGUCUAUCACUCUGACAUGUUCUCUGGUUUAACAGCGACUAUGAUAUUUCGUCGACGAUCCAUGUACUACAUUUUCCAAAUGUAUAUACCUUGCGUAUGUGUUGUAGCACUCUCUUGGGUCAGCUUUUGGAUAAAUCACGAGGCCGUUCCCGCCCGCGUGGCACUCAGCAUAACCACUGUAUUGACUAUCAGCUACAUGCGUGGAAACGUCAAUGCAGGGAUGCCACGUGUUUCUUACCUGAAGUCUAUUGACUACUUCUUACUUGGGGGAUUUGUUUUUAUCUUUAUGACGUUAUUAGAAUAUGUUCUUGUCCUGAAGCAAUCUCGCAAAGUACACUUGAUGAAUGACACUAAGAAGGAUGAUUGCAAGUUAAACGAAGAUAAAGAAAAUCCGGACCGAAGACCUCUUCUUGUAACAGUCGCUUUUGACGGCAAAAGCUACAAGUUCAGACAUUCUUUGGAAAACAUGGAAAAUGGUGCACGCUCUUCUUACCCAAAAAGGAAAAGCUCCCUGCACGAUCGUAAACGAAAGCAGAACCUGGCUACACGUUUAAAACCCUUCUUUGCCAAGAAAGGAGAUAAAAAGAACGAAGGAGUUAUACAGAGAGUAAAACGCAAAUUUAGGUCAGAAAAAGGAGUCCACUACUUAGACCAAUACUCAAGAAUUCUCUUUCCUCUAGGAUAUGCCGCCUUUUUGACUACCUACUUCGUUAUCUACAUGGAAGCUUUAUUUCAACGUGUGAGCGAGGAAAUGUCAUCAGGAAGGAUGCUUGCGUUGGCGUUACUGAUCGUCGAAUGUGUUGCUACAAACGUGUUAAAAAGUGACAAGCUCUCAGUAGCAAAGAAUAGGACGCUUAUACAACCAGGAAGGAAUAUGUCUGAAUUAAUCAAUUUGAUCAUGAGGAACUACGAUCGCAACAUGCGGCCUUUUUAUGGAGUGACCGGUGUUGAUGUCAAAGUGGACAUCCUCAUCUUAUCAUUUGGGGAAAUUCAAGAGGCAAAUAUGGAGUUUAGUAUGGAUCUAUACCUAGGCUUGUUCUGGCAGGAUCCUAGACUUGAUUUAGGUCUUAACCGAUCUUUAACACUGGGAGGCGACUUCGCUGAUAAAUUCUGGAUUCCAGACACUUUCUUCGUAAAUUCAGUUCAAACCAGUGUCCAUGAGACUAUCCUUCCAAACAAGAAAGUUUGGGUAAACCUGAAUGGAGGUCACAUGAUGCUGAGUGCCCGGAUGAAAUCUACAGCUUCCUGUAAAAUGAACUUGCGCAACUAUCCAAUGGAUGAUCAGAUUUGUCAUUUAGCUUUGGAAAGUUUUUCUUAUGACAGAGACGAUCUAAAAUUCACCUGGAAGAAAGAAGUCGGGACUGAAAUCUAUAUAUACGACAAGGAAAUGGCUCAGUUUACAGUCAUUAACGCGACGAGGAAGCUCAAGCAUCCAUUAUACCACUCAGAAUCAUUCUCUGGUCUAACAGUGACCAUACACUUUCAACGUCGUACCAUGUAUUACAUCUUCCAGAUGUACAUACCAUGUGUGUGCAUCGUAGCUCUGUCGUGGGUCAGCUUCUGGAUUGAUCCAGGCGCGAUUCCAGCACGUGUUGGCCUCAGUAUCACCACAGUGUUGACGAUCUGUUAUAUGCUCGGCUCUGUGAACUCAAAUCUGCCGCGAGUGUCCUACCUCAAAGCUAUUGACUACUUUCUACUGAUGUCGUUUGGAUUCAUUUUUCUUACUCUGGUGGAAUACGUAUUUGUUCUGAGGUAUUCAAGAAGGAUGAAGUAUGUUGGAAGCUUCUCUCCCGGUGAAAGGUCCCAUGAUGAUUUCUCUACAGAGGAUUGGGCUGAUAACUAUAGCAAAAUGGAGAUACGAAUUUGCAUGGGAGGCAAAUCGUACGUCUUUACAGACUCUUUAGAUAACGUUAUAGGCUCAUCCAAAGGCAGGGAAAACGGAAGAAUUUUCAAACAUAAUGGCACUAAGAGACCGAUCAAAACUUGCAAUCACACGAAGCCAAUUUUCAGGAAAAAGAGAGACAACCAAAGAACACUAAUGGAAAAAAUAAAGGAAACGUUUCGUUGCACUCUGGAUGGGAAUCAAAUAGACAGAUAUUCAAGAUUUAUAUUUCCUUUUUGCUACUCACUGUUCUUGACGAUAUAUUUUGUUGGAUUUGUUUUUGGUAGUCAAGGUGUUCACAACCUUCCUGAAGGAAAGACGAUGUAUUGACAAUCACGAAUUGCUAGCACGAUAUUCAGUGUCCUUCACAAUGUCAAGUUCGUAUCAUCGUUGAAUCUGCCUCGUUUUAGUGUUUAAGGACUCAUUCGCAAUCAAAGAGAAACUUUCCAGGCGAGACAAGACUCUGGAUGAAGAAAGGGAGGGCUGUGACCUGUGAUUACCCUGAAUAAAUCCAAAUAAGCAGAAAAUAAGUUUGUAGUGAAAUAUUUAAUGCAUUUUUUUUUUUACUUUUCACUUGAAAGAGGACAUUUUUGAAUAGACAUACUUUUUUAACAACGAACAUGAAGUUGUCACAACAUGGAAUGCUUUUGUCGCUGUUCACUUUGCGCUGGAGGAUCUGCGCAUUUAUGGAAGAAUCAUCACGGUGACUUUUUGCACAAGCAUUCAUGAUAAUACUCAAUAACACAUAAUCCAAUUGGAUAUUUCUUGCACCAUGAAACGAGGGCUUCAGGACACUUAAAACAAUGUACAUUGCGAAUCAAUCUUUAAACCUGCAUAAAAUAAAUAUAUAAUACAAUCGCGUUGAGGAUGUAAAAGCGGACGGUAGAUAUAUUCUCGAGCUAAACUCUAAGCACCCUUCCUUCCGUUACAGCUGUUGUAAAUAAAUAACAAGGUAAGUACAGCUGUGUCCAGCCACGCAUUUUCCAUUUAGAAGGUAAAAGAACCGUUGGAUCUUUUCUUUACCAAUUUUUAAUUUGAUUUUCGCCAUUUUUCUCAAAGCUAUACCUAAAAAAAAGAGGGCGCGUAUGCCAUUCGAAGCCUUGUGUGUGUUUUAAUAGUUUUACGUGAGCCGCCAUGACAUAAAAACAUGCAUAUGCAGGAGAUCAGUAAUAAGACCUCUCCAUCAGUUAUUGAACUAUAGACUAGAAAUACAGAAAACCUCACGGAACACUGUCCCGAUGAAACGGCAACUAAGACGGCAGUGACCAGCAUUGCGCACCGACAGAUCAAGUUGAAGUUUGUCCUGAUCAAAAAAGAGUAUAACCCUUAAGAUUAUCUUUCCGAUAUGAUAAAUGAUGCUGGGAUGAUGAUGUUGAAGAAAUUUUUGCAAUGUGUUGAGUCCGUGAAUUUACUAAAUAACGCAUAUUAUUAUC